AUGUCAUCCAAACCAUGCGGCAACUGCAAAAAGACAGUGUACAUCAAUGAAAAGAUCGAUGCAGAGGGAAAAUGGUAUCACCGUGCAUGCUUCAAGUGCAUGGCUCCAGACUGUAAGACGGGGUUGACGUUACGAAACUUCCAGAUGGCAGCAUUAGAUGACUCGGAGAUAGACCCGUUAACGAAACGGCCGCUGAAGGUCUUGGUCUGUAAGGAUCAUGUGCCGAUGCCUAAGCAUUCGUUCAGUCGAGAUUCACUGUCACUCAAGCAUACGUUGUCUGCACCAAAACCCUCCAUGGCUGGAAUACAUAGAUCCUUGAUGGGU
Lobosporangium transversale is the source of this 324-nucleotide messenger RNA. RefSeq lists its product as hypothetical. Gene Ontology annotation, molecular function: actin filament binding. Gene Ontology annotation, biological process: actin filament bundle assembly. The annotation marks the transcript as partial. Gene Ontology annotation, cellular component: plasma membrane; actin cytoskeleton. Lineage: Eukaryota; Fungi; Mortierellomycota; Mortierellomycetes; Mortierellales; Mortierellaceae. The transcript has 2 exons. The record is from RefSeq and is a predicted model, not a curated record.